AUGGCUCAAUCUGAAAUAAAAUCCGAAAAUGAAGUUCAGAGAUCCAUUUGGUCGGAGGAGCAGGAGCGUGUGCCGUUAAAGCAGCGAUUGAAAUUGUUGUUAGCAAGCCAGCGUCUGCAUUUGGGCUUCGAUGCUAAACCGGACAGCGAAAUUGGAGUCGAACCCAUAAAUUCGACUGGCAUUCUAGUUUUUAAAAAGGAAAACGAUGAAUGUGAUUCACAGCAUUCCAAUUCUGGUUCUGUUCAAGAAGAGAUUAUUGAGAGGGUAUUAUGGGAACGAAGGCUUUCUGGUGGGUCAAGAGAAUGCAAGAACCAAGGAACUGUAGCAGAUAAUUGCAUGACUACGAAUCAGAUGACUUGUGUUGUCCCAACACCAGAGAAAGUUGAUUCUAUUGAUAGUAUUUCACUCAAUGAGUCAUUAUUGUCAGAAUGUCCUGUUGUGGUGAAGGUUGAAUGCACUGACAAUGGUGUCAUGAACCCGUUAAGAAAGUGCACAAAAGGUUCCAUUGGGGCUGGCCUCGAAGCAGUUAAAAUUAGAACUCAGAUCUCUGAUGACAUUCUUGAUGAUCUUGAUCAUGUUGUACUAAAAGAACGACUAAGGCGGCUUCUAACAAGUAAAUCCUUAGGAACGUUGGCAACUACUCCUGAGGAUAUUUCUUCUGGGAUAACUAGCCCAUAUUCAGCAGACAGACAUAAGCAAAGGCCCCGAAAAAGAAAACCAGAACAAGAUUUUGGUCAUGGAAUAUUUUCUUCAUCUGGCAAUCAAUUUCAUGAGAUUGACAAGACUUUGCCAUCUGAUUCAUUUGAUGCUUCUACUCUGAAAAAAUCCUGCAAACCUCUUCAAUGUGCCAUACAGGAGCAUCGCUGUCAAGAAAACAAAUCAACUAAUCUAGGAAAUAUGCCAAGCAUUCAUAGAAACAAUAGGAUAUACUCUGAAAAAAGUUUCUCCGAGCAUGAACCAAAUGAACAGAUUCUUUUGUCUGCUGAUAUUAGGAAUAUGCCAAGUUCAGCAAUACUGAACUUAGCUCAGGUCAAGGUCGAGCCUUCAAAUCAUUAUGAGUUUAUGAGAGUGGAUGGAAUUUCAGGUCACAUGUCCUUUGACGUCACUGUUCCAGUAAAAAGUGAAUUAGAAUUACCUGAUGAACAUGGAGAUGAACUGGAUCACAUGAUACUGCAACAUCGGAUGAGAUUGUUUUCGUCAAGAGAGGUUCCUCGUUUGGGUAUUUAUGGAAGUUCAGGAUGCCAAAGAAAUUUUUUUCCUUCGGACUUGGAUUGUAGAUCAGUUGCAUCAAAACCUGCAAAACCUUUGAAAGUCAACCGUCCACGGAAAAGGAGAAAAACUGCCACAGAUUCAGUUGAAACAGCCAUGGAAGAAGAUGCUCCUGGACUCUUGCAGGUGUUAAUUGAAAAAGGUGUAACAAUUGGUGAAAUUAAGCUUUAUGGUGAGUUGGAGAGCAAUGAUGCUUUGGAUGAUUCGUCCACUGAAGACAACUUUGCAGAGCUUGAAGACAUUAUCUCGAAGAUUUUCUCCCAGCGGCACACAUUGUUAAAGUUUGCUCCGUUACGACAUGCUAAGGGGGAGAGGGCUUCCUAUUGCUUGGCUUGCCUAUUUUCACUAGUGGAGCAGGCACGAUAUCUGCAGUUCCGAAAGUGGCCAGUUGAAUGGGGGUGGUGCAGGGACCUCCAGUCAUUUAUUUUUGUCUUUGAAAGACAUAACAGGAUGGUGCUUGAACGUCCUGAAUAUGGUUAUGCGACGUACUUCUUUGACUUGGUGGAUUCCUUACCUAUAGUUUGGCAGAUAAAACGACUGGUGACUGCUAUGAAGCUUACUAGCUGUGGCAGGGUUACCUUGAUCGAGAACAAAGCAUUGCUGGUAGGAGAGGAUUUAACUGAAGGAGAAGCCAAAGUGUUGAUGGAAUAUGGUUGGGUACCAAAUACUGGUCUUGGAACAAUGCUAAAUUAUCGUGAUAGAGUUGUUCAUGACCACAAGAAUGAAAAGGAUAGCUCAGAAUGGAGGUCGAAAAUUGGAAAGCUGCUUAUGGAUGGUUAUAAUGGUGGCACAAUAGUCUCUGGUAUUCCGAGCAAGUUAAUGGAAUCCAACGUUGAUCAGCCUCAUGAAAUCAAGCUAGAACUUAAUUGA
Messenger RNA from Fraxinus pennsylvanica, 2139 nucleotides. Lineage: Eukaryota; Viridiplantae; Streptophyta; Magnoliopsida; Lamiales; Oleaceae. The record is from the annotation of a GenBank genome assembly.